This is a messenger RNA of Thecamonas trahens ATCC 50062, 4071 nucleotides long. RefSeq lists its product as uncharacterized. The record is from RefSeq and is a predicted model, not a curated record. Gene Ontology annotation, cellular component: membrane. Lineage: Eukaryota; Apusomonadida; Apusomonadidae. The transcript is spliced from 2 exons. Gene Ontology annotation, biological process: potassium ion transport. The coding region runs from base 1 to 3867 and encodes 1288 amino acids.
AUGUUCAACGAGGUGGAGGUGCUGGCGGCAUGCCUCCUCACUCCACUCCUGCUGCCUGUCCUCAUUGCCGGCACAAGGACGUACCUGCACUUUGCACCCGCCACGGGACGGACGGUCCGUGGACGGCUGGUGGCGGUCCGGGACUACAUCAACUACAACUUCUACACCAUUGUGGAGGGCAACUGGCAGCUGUUUCAGGUGGUCAUCUCGUUUGUCUCGGCCGGAUUGUAUGUGGCCGACUCGUACACCCAUCGGACGACCAAGUGGAGCCCAACCCACAGCCUCGACGGCGUCCUCACCGUCUUCUUCCUCAUCGACUACCUCUGGGCCUUCUUCAUGGCGCGCAACAAGCUCACCCACUUCUUCUCCUUCUUUUCGCUCAUCGACAUCUACUCGAUCGUGCCGUAUCUCGUCCUCACCGCCUUGACAGACCUCAACUCCAGAUCGCUCACGCUCCGCCUCAUGAACGGCUUCCGUAUCCUCCGCGUUCUCCGCUCGCACCGCCUCCUCGAGUUUACCAAGACGGAGCUCCAGCGCCAGCUCCUUGUUGUCGUCCUCACCAUCGUCGACUUUUUCUUCUGCUUUGCUUGCCUCAUCCAGCUCGUCGAGGACUCGGCCGACUUCCCCAUGACCUUUGAUGACGCCCUCUGGUUCGUGGUCAUCACUUCAUCCACCGUCGGCUAUGGCGACAUUGUGCCGCAAACCCAGCUCGGCCGCUGGCUCGUCAUCAUCAUCAUUUUCAUCGGCAUCGUCCUCAUUCCUCUCCAGACCUCCAAGCUCAUCUCACUUCAGCAGGCGAGGCCCAAGUACGGCGGCUCGCUCAAGACCUCUUCGCGCGACAUCCACGUCGUCGUCAUUGUCGGCUCGGUCGCCACUAUGGACUCGGCCGUCACCUUCCUCCGCGAGUUCUACCAUCGCGACAAUGAGCUGCAGGACCACAAGGUUGUCAUCCUCUCGUCCUCGCCCGAGCCAUCGACAGCCCUUGCUGCCCUCCUCUCGGUCCCGUUCUACGAGGCCCACGUCACGUAUCUCCACGGCUCGCCACUCAACGCCUCUGAUCUCGUUCGCGCCAAGGCUGCCACCGCCACCGCCAUCUUUCUCACGGUCGACCAGCUCGCUGCUGCUGCCAACCGCGAGGAUUCGUCGGUCAUUCUCAAGGCCAUCGCCCUCUCCGAGUACGUUCCGCACGUCCGCGUCUACACCCAGACCCUCCACCGUCGCAACAUCGGCCACAUGGCCGCCGCAGGCGCAGACGUCAUCCUUUGCGUCGACGAAAUCAAGAUGGGCUUGCUCGCCCAGUCGUGCCUCGCGCCCGGUCUUUGCACGCUCAUCACCAACCUCGUCCGCUCGUACUCGGACGUCGGCGGAACCGCAGGUUGGACCCACGAGUACACCUACGGUAUCUCUCAGGAAGUUUACGUUGAAGUCGCAGCACCCCGUCUUAGCGGACUCACUUUUGCCGCCGCCGCCGCCGCAAUCUACGCUGAGCUCUCAGCCAUCACCUUUGCCGUUUUUGUCUACGUUCGUGGCCAGCCUCAAGUCUGGCUCAAUCCCGGCCACGACUAUGUCAUUGCCGCCGGCGAUCGCCUCUUUAUCAUCGCCCAGUCGAAGCGAAACCUUGCAUCGUCGUUCUUUGUCUCGUCCGCCGUCCUCCGCGAGCAGGCCAUGGCCGCCCGCGCCGCUGAGGCCGACGCGUCGGCUCGCAGCCGCGCCGGAAAGUCUGACGUCGCCUCGGCCCGUGCGGCCACCCGCGCUGCUGCCGCUACUCACAAGCCCAUCCCACCCGGUGCGGACCGGAGGUCUUCGGUCUUUGUCGGACCGUCGGCCGCCCGCGUCCGCACCCUGUCGGCCACCGUCCCGUCGGCCACCUCGGUCGACAUGGAUACCGCUCUCGACACCGCGCCUAGCUCAGUCGGCGACCGCACGCCGCCGGUUUAUGUGUCGACGCCAACGAUGGCCGUGAAAGGCCUCCCACCAGGCCUCUCGAUACCUCCGUCCGACUCGUCGUCCAACUCGUCGUUUGAGUCGACGGGAAAGAACGAUGCCUCCGCCAACGCCUUUGGCGAAGAUGUCGAGUUCCACCGACACAACAUUUACUCCUCGCGAGUCUCAUCGAUCAACAUCCUUCCCAACUGGGCCAUCGGCGACGAGUACCUCAUCGACCCGUAUUCGCUUGAAGAGUCACUCUUUGCCCCGCGCCCGCGCAACGUCUGGGCCCACAUCUACGACAUUCUUCCCCCCGACCAGGCGCGCUCUGAGAGCGACGUGACCAACACCCUCCCGCAUCCGCGCAUCUUCCGCAACCACAUCAUUGUUGCCGGCACUCACUCGGGCCUCGCCUCACUCAUCCUCCCGCUCCGCUCAAAGCGGCUGGCACUUCAUCCCACCAUUGUCCUCCUCUCGCCCAAGCGGCCGACCAAGGAGCUCUGGUUUGUCCUCACCCGCUUCUCCAACGUCUUUUGGGUCAAGGGCUCGGCGGGAGUCUUUACUGACCUCUAUCGUGUCAACGUCGGCGAGGCUGCCCGGCUCAUCGUCCUCGCCAACUCAGAAAACCCGUCGUCGGACAAGCUUAUGCUCGACGCCGAUACCAUUUUCUCGCUCCGCUCCAUCCGCCACAAGUUUGAGCGCUCCAACGUCAAAAUCCAAUACAUUGCCGAGCUCGCUCAUGGUUCCAACUCGCGGUUCCUUGAUCCGGUUGCCGAGGACGUGUUCGGCUCUGAGCCGGGUCUCUCGUCGUCGGCUGUGCAUGUCGACCUCGUCGACAACGACGAUCCGGUGUAUGGCUCCGCUGUCUCUGACUACACCUUUCUCUCGCAGUUUGCGUCAGGCUCGGUCUUUACUUCACCGGUCAUCGACUCGCUCCUCUGCCAGGCCUUUACCAAGCCGUUCAUCAUCAGCAUUGUCCGCCAGAUGCUCGGCCUGGGCAAGGACGCGUGCCAGUGCGUCAUUUCGUCACAGAUCUUUCAGAUUAACCUCCGCCCCGAGUUUAUUCAUCUGACCUAUGCUCAACUCGUCGAGUUCUACUCGACCACUCUUGCUGUUAUUCCACUUGGUCUCUACCGGCUCGAGCCAUCGACGGGCCACCGAUAUGUUUACACCAACCCUGAGGGCUCGGUCCGGCUCGUCUCCUCUGACAAGGUCUUUGUGCUCUCCCGUGGCGAUGUCCAUCAUAGCAUCUUCUCGCCUGAUGACGACGUCAGUGACGAUAGCAGCCGCGACUCAGACGAUCAUAGCGAGUCGGACGACGCCGACCCCAACGCUGUGCGGCGUCGGACCUCUCUCCUGUCCAACAGCGUCUCCAUUCUCUCUGAUCACCACGCGGGCGGCCCGCUGCCUCCCGAGCCCGAGCUCGAAGAGGCCAUGGACUCAUUCAACCGCCUUGGACAGGACUCGACCGAGCUUAUAGGCUCCUCGGCCAUCAAGGCGUUUGUGAGUGGCAAGCACGACAAGUCGUCGUCCGUCGACCCUGGCGGCCCCGCCCUCGAACGCCAGUCUUCGCUCUCCGGAGGCAAUGUGUCUAACCGGCGGUUCUCCCGCUCCAUGAUCGCUGUCCCCUCUCACGAAGCUCUGCUCGAGUCGGCUGCCGAGAGCGAAAGCGCCGUCUCGAUGAGCCGGUCGACAACACUCCCACGCGUAGUCUCGUCUUUCGCUGCGGCGACAGAACCAUCAUAUUCGUCGUCAUCAACAAGUCCCAACACCUCGUCUGCAGAGACAGCGGUGUUGUCCGGGCCAGACUCGGUGCCUGCUCCGCUGCCCGGCGAGUAUACCUACGCCUCGUACUACUCGGAGCGGACCAUGACCUCAACCGAACGUGACAUCGAGCUUCUGAUCUCGUCGUCAUCGCUCUCGAUCGACCGUGGCGAGUAGCCAGACACAACUGCCCGUGACUCGCUGCACCAACUGCCGCAAGCAGUGCUGCAGAAGUAGGACGCUGUGAACGGCAGUCUCUAGCUUGUCAUCGAGCUUGCAGGUGCCAUACGCCGUAGAGUAGUCUGGCUCGCCUGGAAGCUCGUGGUCACGGUUACGAUUGCCGACAGAAAGCUGUGCCCUUAACACGUUCACUAUAUUGUC